Gadus chalcogrammus (walleye pollock) is the source of this 2039-nucleotide messenger RNA. RefSeq names its product interleukin 11a (gene il11a). The coding region runs from base 43 to 651 and encodes 202 amino acids. Gene Ontology annotation, molecular function: cytokine activity; growth factor activity. Gene Ontology annotation, cellular component: cytoplasm. Gene Ontology annotation, biological process: positive regulation of cell population proliferation; positive regulation of MAPK cascade. The transcript is spliced from 5 exons. NCBI's taxonomy places the organism in Eukaryota, Metazoa, Chordata, Actinopteri, Gadiformes, Gadidae. The record is from RefSeq and is a predicted model, not a curated record.
ACGCUCGUUUAUUGGUGAACGUUUUGUUGGAACCGAACAAAUAUGAAACUGCUGCUGGACUCCUCCUCGUCUCUCCUUUUCUCGCUACUAUUGGCUCAGCUGCCCGUGUUCUCGUCGGCCUCUCCGGUCCAGCAACGGAAGCUCCAGCCCCAAGAUCUUGAUAGAUUGUCCAAUCAGACCAAAAAUCUACUGAAACUCACGCAAGACCUGCUGAGGGAGCAUGCGUUUGAUGCAGACUUGGAGCCCCACCGAUUCAGGACCCUGCCAGCCAUGAGCCAGAGAGCAGCCAGCGACCUCCAGAACCUUGAGUUGAAGCCCACUCUGUCCAAGCUGCAUGCUGACCUGAAGCUGUUUGAGCACCACUUUGAGUGGUUGAACCGAGUGUCCAAGAAGCACCAACAUCCGUCACUGCCCAAAUUGGCAGAGAUCAUCAGAGAGAUGAAAAACUUGAUGAACCUCCUCAACCGUCAGAUCGUGACUGCGGGCGCCUCAAGGCUACCCCACGUGGCUCCCUCUCUCCCAACCAGCCUCCCGUACCAGUUUGAUGUUCUACAGUCAUCCCAUGAGCUCCUCCAGCAGUUUAAACUGUUCUGUGAUUGGGCAUACCGGGCAUUCAUCAGCCUUAAACCCAAGGCUUCUGCUGCACCUUAAGGUUCGCUGGACUACUUUUAUGGUUUCAGAACCAUCAUGGAUGCUUGGAUCCCACACAUCAGGCAAAGGGCUAUCGAGAUCAUGUCAAUGGGCACUGUAGCCACUAGCAACCAUGAGAAGUCCAAACUUCAAGACAGAAAAUUUAUAUUGGGGAACGAGUCAUUCCACCAGAGCCUAAAUGGAUGCCCCAUACGACACAGAGAUGAGGCUUUCAAAGAUUUGCCUUAAGGGGAACUGCCAAUUGUUUUUAGAUGAAAUGUUCAAGUUUUCAAAUAAUAUUUCUUGAAUGCAUUGUUCAUGACCACAUUAUUUAUGUAUUUAUUUAUUUAUUGUUAAAUUAUUUAAUAUUAUUUAUUAAAUUUUGUACUGAUUUGCUCUUAACUUUAUGUCUUUAUAAACAUGGUCUAUAUCUCUAGAUUUUUAAUCCUUUAUCGCGAUCUAAUCGAACCCUUAAAAAGCAUUACCAGCACCCACAGAAGCAUUUCCUUAACAUAGCCUCACUGCAACCCUUAGUAGUAGAAAACAUUUAGAAUAGUCAAGUAUUUUCGGUCUCUCUUCCUUCUACUAUCUAUCAAAGUGCUACACACUUUUCAAAUAAACAUUUCAAGGGUUAAUAUAUUUGCACCUUAUUCAUGGUGGUGUUAAAUGAUGGCUUCAGAAAUCACAUUUAUCUAGGAUGGCACUCAGAAAUCAGAGGAGUUAUUUUGUACCGUGGGUUGAAAUAUGUGUUUACAGUGGCUGUUCCUCCGAAUCUGAGUGAGGAGGAGCAUAUCUAACAUUGUGGUCAAGUGAAUGUGCCCUUUUGUUGAGCACUGAUGGAUCUGAUUAGAAACUUUGCACAAACUUGUUAGCAUGAGCCUAUUGGAUGAAUGGGAUGAUUUUGAAACUGUGCCUUAGGGUGGAGAAUGAAUACGUAAUUAUUUUGUUUUAUUUUUAUAACUGACACCACCACAUACAACUUGCACCCAAAGCCUUAAAAUACCAUGUAUUGUGAUACCCUGGUUCUGCAGUUGUACACAAAUGUACAAGAAUGUCAAUUGUUGCAUACAAUGUUGUUUAUUAUUAAUUGUAUAUUAUAUUGUUUUAUAUAACAUAAUUUAGAAUACCGUUAAUAAUAUACCUAUCAUUUUGUCCAUUUUAAUAUUAUUCUAUUUUAGUAUUUGUUACCGUGUUGCCUAUUUAUUUAAGUUACUUUAGUGGAACUAUUUAUUUUUGCGCUGAACAGGAGCGAGUCUCCUCUGUUUUUGUACUUUUAUACUAUUUUUAAUCUUAUUUACAAUUGUACAAUCAUGUUUAAAUUAUUGCUGUAACACAAUUAUGACUUCAACAUACUGAUUGGCCUCAAUGUGAAAUAUUCAAAUCAAGCAAAAUAAAAUAAAAUAAAAAAU